CUCACAGGGAGCGACGACAGAGACGCUCAGUUGAAUCCGCAUGGAGGCGAGUGAGAGCGGCCUGCCGGCGGAAUGGGAAGAGCAGUGGAGGAGGGAAAAGGAAAGGAGGAAGCAAGUCCUAGGAGAAGGAAAGGAGGGCGUCGAGCAGGACAAGCGCGAGCUCAGAAGAAUCGUGGCAUUCAACGACUCAAGAUCGGGGCUGACGAGCGAGAGGGCGGAACCAGGCGGGUCCGAGCCGAGGGAAGACGAAGGGCCCGGGCGUAACGUACGUCCGUAUCUGAGCCAAAGCUUUCCUCGAGAGACGUUCGAGGUCCUGAGGGAGUUGCUGGAAUCGGGUCUCCUCACGGACCUGACGGUGACCACAGAGGACGGGCGCAGCGUCCGCGUUCACUCUUGCGUCCUCGCUGCCGUCAGCUCUUUCGCGGAGAUGAGGUUGAGGGAAGAAGCUCCGAGACGCGAUCGGGGCGAGGUCGCGCCCCGCCGGUGGUCUCUGUUUCUGGGCCCAGAUGUGGAUCAUUGCGGGCUGCGGGCAGUCGUGGAGUUCGCCUACACCGGGGAGCUUCUCACGGGCGCCGCACUACCCCAAAUCGAGACGGCGGCUCGUGCGCUCGGAGUUCCGAGACUGUCGGACCUCCGCGACCAAACGGCGAGUCCGAAAACGGAACGAGCGGUCUCCGCUUUCGAGGAGAUGAGACGUACCCUUCGGUCUGUAGAGCAGCUGCGGGCAGACGGCGUAGGCUGCGAUGUCAUUUUGGAUGUGAGCGGAGCGUCGUUCCACGUCCACAGGGUGAUCCUGGCGGCGAGCAGCGACUACUUCAGAGGCAUGUUCACCAGCGGGAUGAGGGAAUCCCGUCAAGCCCGCGUUGCCCUUCCUUUAACGGUAGCUCCAGAGAUGGCCGCUUUGAUUUGCUGCUGCUACUGCGGGACCCUUCCCGUCAACUGGGACACCGUCUUCGAGAUCGCCCGCACGGCACUCCGGUUUCAGUUCCGGUCGGCCAUCUCUCUCUGCCUCCUCUUCAUGAAACGGGAAAUGGGCGCGAGUUCCUGCCUGGACGUGGCUUCUUUCGCAGAAGCCUACGGGAUGUCGGAGCUCCUCGAGGAAGCCAACGACUACGUGCUGAGAAACUUCUCGGAGGUGUCCGCAACGGAAAAGUUUCUGGACCUCCAAACCGAUAAGCUUCUGGAAUUUCUCCGCAGCGACGGUCUGAGCGUGCCGUCUGAGCUGGUCGCGUUCAGAGCCUCGGUGUCCUGGCUGGAGGCCGAUCCCGAGGAGAGACUGAGACUCGCCGGCAAACUGAUGACAGGCGUUCGAUUCCAACUCAUGACCUUUCGAGAGUUCAGGGAGGUCAGGGCAGUUAACCUGCGCAUGGAGAUGCGCGAAGACGUGCGACUUCAAGGCGCUGCUUUCAAAGAGUUUGGCUCCAGCCCCUCUGUGCAAGAUCAGCGUCGGGCGAGGUACCCCAAAGACUCCCUGGUUGUCGUCGGGGGGGACCGACAGGACCCAGACGGGGGUCGGCGCGUACCGAGCGGGGAAAUCCAGUUCAUAAACUCCCUGCGCUCCGGCACAGGCCUGGUGAAGGACAUCGAGUGGAGGAGGCUGUCCCAGAUUCCAGACAGGCCAAAGUUCAGACACGGGGUCGCGACAAUCGGCGGGAGGCUGUUCGCGGUCGGAGGCUGCCACUUCUACGCCGAGCGCGAUGUGAUGAAAUCCACCUACAGCUAUGACCCGAAGCGAGACUCGUGGAAGAGGUGCAGUGACAUGCGGGAAUGCCGAAGUAACUUCUCACUGGUGGCGCACCGAGGUCAGCUUUGUGCAAUCGGUGGAGAUAAGCAGCUCAACACCAAUUUGAACAGCGCGGAGAUGUACGAUAUCGAGGCCGAUACCUGGAGCUUCGUCCGACCUCUGGACCACCCGCUAAGCGGCCAAGCUGCCGCAGUCCUCGACGGAAGCGUCUUUAUUUCCGGAGGUUUCGACGCCCGGUACGUUUGUCUCGCUUCCCUGUUUCUGUACGACCCCGAAACGGGAAGCGUCCGCUUGGCCGACAUGAUGGAAGACCGGGCCCAGCACUGCACGGAGGCACUGCGAGGGCGCCUUUACGUGGCCGGCGGCGUGCGCAACCUGAGGAAGUUUUACACCGACCAGCUGACCUGCGAGGUUUACGAUCCCGCCGGCGACAGUUGGACGUCUCUGGCGCCGCUGCCCGUACCUCACGUGGGCGCCGCCUCGGCCAUCUUGGAGGAGAACGUCUACAUCCUGGGAGGGUACUGUCAGGAGGACCAAAGCGAAUCCGGACUCGUUCACCGGUUGAACCGUGGCACGCAACGCUGGGAGAGAAUGGGAAAAGUGCCAGCGGGCGUGACUGACAUUGGGGCCUGUGUGCUAAAACUACCCCAGCACAUGAGACGCUAGCUCGAGGGGCUGAAAUGUCACGUCGCGUCCGUAUUGUCUGUCUCGCCGGCGCGGUGAUAAACCGGCGUGUAACGUUUGGAAGGAAAAAAAUGUCCAAAAUAAAAUGAACGGAAUCUUGUC
Phyllopteryx taeniolatus (common seadragon) is the source of this 2530-nucleotide messenger RNA. RefSeq names its product kelch-like protein 33. Gene Ontology annotation, molecular function: protein binding. The record is from RefSeq and is a predicted model, not a curated record. NCBI's taxonomy places the organism in Eukaryota, Metazoa, Chordata, Actinopteri, Syngnathiformes, Syngnathidae. The transcript is spliced from 5 exons. Bases 41 to 2410 code for a protein of 789 amino acids.